This is a messenger RNA of Chiroxiphia lanceolata (lance-tailed manakin), 3652 nucleotides long. RefSeq names its product SLIT and NTRK like family member 2 (gene SLITRK2). The record is from RefSeq and is a predicted model, not a curated record. Gene Ontology annotation, biological process: regulation of presynapse assembly; positive regulation of synapse assembly; axonogenesis. The coding region runs from base 246 to 2819 and encodes 857 amino acids. Lineage: Eukaryota; Metazoa; Chordata; Aves; Passeriformes; Pipridae. Gene Ontology annotation, cellular component: membrane; glutamatergic synapse. The transcript has 2 exons. Gene Ontology annotation, molecular function: protein binding.
CUCGGCCCCCGCCCGGCCCAACUUCCCGCCGGGACGGGACGGGACUGGACGGGACUGGACGGGAACGGCGGCGCCCCGCUGGGCUCCUCCUGAGGCGCUGUGCGGGCGAUGCCUCUCGCCGCCGGGCUCCUGGCUCCCGGGGCGCGGCGGCUCUCGGCGGCAGCCCCUGCCCCCGCUGCCCGCUCGGGCGCCCCGAGAGCAGGUUUGACUGUAGGUACCAAAGCGGGGAUCCACGGCGCAUAAAGAUGCUGAAGGGUGUUUGGUUGCUCAGUUUGUUAACAGUGGCUGGGAUCUCGCGGACAGAGAGUCGCAAACCUGCCAAAGACAUUUGCAGCAAGAGCCGCUGCCCUUGUGAGGAGAAGGAGAACGUGCUGAACAUUAAUUGUGAAAACAAAGGAUUUACAACCGUCAGCCUCCUCCUACCGCCACCGUCCAAGAUCUACCAGCUGUUUCUCAAUGGGAACGCACUGACCCGCCUGUUCCCCAAUGAGUUUGUCAACUAUUCCAAUGCCGUGACCCUCCACUUGGGCAACAACGACAUGCAGGAGAUCCGCACAGGGGCCUUCAGCGGCCUUCGCACCCUCAAGAGGCUGCACCUCAAUAACAACAAGCUGGAAGUGCUGAAGGAAGACACGUUCCUGGGCUUGGAGAGCCUGGAGUACCUGCAGGCUGAUUACAAUUACAUCAGUGCCAUUGAAGCGGGGGCAUUCAGCAAGCUAAACAAACUCAAGGUGCUGAUUCUAAAUGACAACCUCCUGCUGUCCCUGCCCAGCAAUGUCUUCCGCUUUGUGCUCCUCACUCACCUGGACCUGCGGGGGAACCGGCUGAAGAUGAUGCCUUUCGCUGGUGUGCUGGAGCACAUUGGAGGCAUCAUGGAAAUCCAGCUCGAGGAGAAUCCUUGGAACUGCACCUGUGACUUGCUCCCACUCAAGGCCUGGCUGGACACCAUCACCGUGUUUGUGGGCGAGAUAGUCUGCGAAACCCCCUUCAGGCUUCAUGGAAAAGAUGUGACCCAGCUCACCAGGCAAGAUCUCUGCCCUAGGAAAAGCUCCAGCGAUUCGAACCAGAGGGAAAAACAUCCUGUCCUCUCAGACCCGCACAUCUCCAGGCUAUCACCCACAGCCAACUCUGCCAUGAAUCCCACCAGAGCCCCAAAAGCCAGUCGGCCACCCAAAACCAGGAACCGCCCCACCCCCCGUGUCUCUGUGUCAAAAGACAGACAAAUAUUCGGACCUAUCAUGGUUUACCAGACAAAGUCUCCAGUGCCCAUCACCUGCCCAGCUGGCUGCAUCUGUACAUCACAGAGCUCAGACAAUGGCUUAAAUGUUAACUGCCAAGAGAAAAAGAUAAGUAACAUCUCCGAUCUCCACCCCAGGCCAACCAGUCCAAAGAAACUUUACCUUACCAGUAACUAUCUGCAAGUCAUUUAUAGAACCGAUCUCACAGAGUACAGCUCUCUGGAUUUGCUACAUCUAGGAAAUAACAGAAUUGCAGUGAUACAAGAAGGUGCCUUUACAAACCUCACAAGUUUACGUAGACUUUAUCUUAAUGGCAACUACCUUGAGAUCCUGUACCGGUCCAUGUUCGAAGGGCUGCACAGCCUGCAAUAUCUCUACCUAGAGUACAAUGUCAUUAAGGAGAUCCUACCACGCACAUUUGAUGCUCUGAGUAAUCUUCAUCUGUUGUUUCUCAACAACAACCUGCUCAGAUCCUUGCCUGACAAUGUCUUUGGCGGCACUUCCCUCACCAGACUCAACCUUAGAAACAAUCAUUUCUCACACCUGCCUGUGAGAGGAGUCUUGGACCAGCUCUCAGCUCUAAUUCAGAUAGACCUCCAGGAGAACCCUUGGGACUGCACGUGUGACAUCCUGGGGCUGAGGAACUGGAUAGAGAAAGUCACUGACCAGAACAACCAGCAGUCAAAUCCCCCCGUAGUUAUCAAUGAAGUCAUAUGUGAGUCUCCCACCAAGCACUCUGGAGAGCAUCUGAAAUUCCUGAGCAAAGAAGCCAUCUGCCCAGAGAACCCCAACCUGUCAGAUUCUUCUCUCCUCUCCAUGAACCAGAACACAGAUACACCCCAUCUCCUCGGUGUCUCACCCAGCUCCUACCCAGAAUUGCACACUGAAGUUCCACUCUCUGUCUUAAUUUUAGGAUUGCUGGUUGUGUUUAUUUUGUCAGUUUGUUUUGGGGCAGGCCUGUUUGUCUUCGUCCUUAAGCGCCGGAAGGGGGUGCAAAGCAUGCCCAGCAGCGCCAACAACGUAGAUAUAAGUUCCUUUCAGCUCCAGUAUGGGUCUUACAACACUGAGAGCCACGAUAAAACUGAAGGACACGUUUAUAACUACAUUCCCCCUCCCGUUGGACAGAUGUGCCAAAACCCAAUUUACAUGCAAAAGGAAGGGGAUCCAGUUGCCUAUUACAGGAAUCUCCAUGAGUUUAGCUAUAGCAGUCUUGACCACAAAAAGGAAGACCCCACCAGUCUUGCAUUUACCAUCAGUGCAGCUGAAUUGCUGGAAAAGCAAUCCUCGCCGAGGGAACCAGAGCUUCUGUAUCAAAAUAUUGCAGAAAGGGUCAAGGAACUGCCCACUGGAGGAUUAGUUCAUUAUAACUUUUGUACCUUACCCAAAAGGCAGUUUGCCCCUUCAUAUGAAUCAAGACGCCAAAACCAGGACAGGAUAAAUAAAACUGUUUUAUAUGGAACUCCCAGGAAAUAUUUUGCAGAACAGUCUAAACCCGAGCAUCCUUUACUCCAAGGAAAGCUACAAACAGAACCAGACUACCUCGAAGUUCUGGAAAAACAAACUGCAAUCAGUCAGCUGUGAGGGGGGAGGUGGGAGACAAAGGAAAUUUUUUAAAUGAGCUCAACAUCACAUUUCGUUGAGUCUGAACUCAGUGCUGAUAUCAUCUGUCGCAUUCCCAACAUUUCCACUUUUUUAAAUCAGACAGGGGGAGAGAGAGAGAAAAGGAACCCUUGCAGCAUAGCAGGGAUAUGGUGUUGCUUUUGCAAUGUUCUCUUUAAGUUAUUUCUCUCUCCUUUUGACCCUUCUGUAGGAACUGUCACUGCAAAUAUACCUUUCUGUAAUAGAUCUUGCAUAAUUCUUUUUGAUUUUGAAGGAAAUGAGGAAGGGGGUCUUUGGGUUUUUUGUUGUUUUUCUUUUCAUUUCAAAGUGGAAACUUAAUGUAUUAUGUAGAAGAUCUCCAAAGAUCUUUUUUCCUGGACUAUGACUUUCUUUUGUAAAUAAUAAUAUACGGUACUGCUAUUUCAAUUACCAACUAUAGCCACUGGGCGUCACUUUUUUGUGUUAAAGUGCCUUUGCACUUUAAGUACAUUAUUACUUAAUUGUUGCUCUUAGCUUUGAUAAAUUGAACCUAUUUUAAUGUGUUGUAUUUUUGAAAUUAAAAAAAAAAUUGUAAAAUAGAUCUAUAUGUCAGCUGCAUUAAAUCAGAAGGUUUGGUUUAUAGGAAAGCUGCCCUUCUUUAAAUGACUCUAGUUCUAGGACCUUACAGAAUCAAAUGUAAAUUAUUGGGGUAUUUUUUCCUUCUAGGUUUGUUUAGAGUGAUUCACUGAAACCUGAGAGGAUUUAGCACUGGACUAGAGGUUAUCAAAUGCCUCAGCUGGGAAUAACAGCUCAUUAAUAAAAGAUGUUUAACACAA